This is a messenger RNA of Suricata suricatta (meerkat), 768 nucleotides long. RefSeq names its product putative olfactory receptor 52P1. Gene Ontology annotation, biological process: G protein-coupled receptor signaling pathway. NCBI's taxonomy places the organism in Eukaryota, Metazoa, Chordata, Mammalia, Carnivora, Herpestidae. The annotation marks the transcript as partial. Gene Ontology annotation, cellular component: membrane. The transcript has a single exon. The record is from RefSeq and is a predicted model, not a curated record. Gene Ontology annotation, molecular function: olfactory receptor activity.
ACAGACCUGGGCAUGUCCACUACCACCAUUCCCAAGGUGCUGUGCAUCUUCUGGUUUGGCCAGAGUGAGAUCAGCUAUGUGGGAUGCCUGGUCCAAAUGUUCUUCAUCCACUCCAUAUCCGCCUUGCAGUCAGCCAUUCUGAUGACCAUGGCCUUUGACCGCUAUGUGGCCAUCUGUGAGCCCUUGCGCUAUGCCACCAUCCUUUCCAAUAGUCGCAUUGGGCUCAUUGGCCUAGUGAGUUUAAUGAGAGCUAUCCUUUUCAUUCUGCCCAUGCCUGUCCUCCUCCAAAAGAUGCCCUUUCGUGUAAAUCACAUCAUUCCCACCACCUACUGUGAGCACAUGGCUGUGGUGAAGAUGGUGUGUGUGGACACCACGGUCAACAGGAUGUAUGGUCUGGUGGUGGCCCUGUUGGUUGCUGGGCUGGACAUCUCAGCUAUUGCCUCAUCGUAUGUGCUUAUCAUCCGUGCUGUACUGCGGCUGUCUUCUAAGGAAGCCCACCACAAAGCUGUCAACACCUGCACCACACAUAUUUGUGUCAUGCUUAUCUCGUACACUCCCUCACUCUUCUCUUUUCUCACUCACCGGUUUGGUAGGGGAAUUCCACUACAUGUGCACACCAUUCUCGGAAACCUCUACUUCCUUGUCCCUCCAAUGCUCAAUCCUAUUAUUUAUGCAGUGAAAACCAAAGAGUUUCGGGACAAAUUGACCAAAUAUGGGUGCUGGAAGAAGGAGCCUAUAGCCAUUACCCAUGGUCAGAAGGCUGUCUGA